AUGGAGAAACCCCACCACGCAACCCGCCAGUCCUGGUGGUCCCGCCAAUCCGGCGCCCGCAAACUCUUCUACAUCGCCGUCCCCAUCGUCCUCCUAAUAGCUCUCGCGGUAGGCUUAGGUGUAGGUCUUACGCGCGGUGGGCGCGACGACGGAGAAGAGCCAGACACAACUCCUUCACCGACGCCCACAUCACCGCCCCGCAACGGCACAAUCUGGCAGCCCGCUGUCAACGAGACGUGGCAGAUUGUGCUGCUGAAGCCGCUCGAGCUCGCCGAAGAUGCUACGUCUAUUGAGCCAGACGUGUCAGUAUACGACAUCGAUCUGUUUACCAAUGAGGUUGGUGUGAUUGAGACGCUGCAUCGGCUGGGGAAGAGGGUCAUCUGCUAUUUCAGCGCCGGGUCAUAUGAGGACUAUCGGCCUGAUUCGGGGCAGUUCCAGCAGAGCGACAGAGGAGGGGAGCUGGACGGAUGGCCAGGAGAGUAUUGGCUGAACGUCAAUUCAGAGAAUGUGAGGAAUAUCAUGGUGGAGCGGAUGCGGUUGGCGAGUCAGAAGGGGUGUGAUGCUGUAGAUCCGGACAACAUUGAUGGCUAUGUAAGGCAGCAUUUCCAGCGCAUCAUCGCCGAGGCAAUUGGACUGACAACUGCGGAACAGAGCAACGAGAACGGUCUCGGAUUGACCCAACAAGACGCAAUCAACUAUAUGAUCUUCCUCUCGCAAGAGGCGACGAGGCUCAAUAUGUCUAUCGGCCUCAAAAACGCUGGCGAGAUCAUCCCUCAAGUGACCAAUGUCACGCACUUCUCCGUCAACGAGCAGUGCGUUGAGUACAGCGAAUGCGACACUUUUGCCGCGUUCGUGGAAGCUGGGAAGCCUGUCUUUCACAUCGAGUACCCCUCAGCCGCGCCGAGCGUCCAGACUAAUGUCGUUUCAAACAUCUGCUCUGGCAAUGGCGAUGCAGAGGGCGCCGAGCAGUUUAGCACUGUUUUGAAGAAGAUGGAUCUUGACGGAUGGGUCGAGUACUGUAAUGGUGAAACCUUCACCACCGGAAUAGCGGCUUGA
Molecule: messenger RNA, 1056 nt
Organism: Coniosporium apollinis CBS 100218
Lineage: Eukaryota; Fungi; Ascomycota; Dothideomycetes
Exons: 1
Coding region: 1-1056 (351 amino acids)
Source: RefSeq, a predicted model, not a curated record